Dujonia railenensis is the source of this 2520-nucleotide messenger RNA. The record is from the annotation of a GenBank genome assembly. Lineage: Eukaryota; Fungi; Ascomycota; Pichiomycetes; Serinales; Debaryomycetaceae.
AUGUCGUCGUCAUUAUACUCACGAGACUAUUCUACGUCGCACCACCUAUCGACGCUUUUCCAGUCACCGCAGUCGUUGAAGGAACUUCCCGCGUUGUUGAACCAUGUGUAUCAGUACAAGUCGCAGCUCGAUUUGGACAUCACGAGCGAUAUAGACGCUUACAAUGCCCAGAUCACAUCGUCGUCAUCGACCUCACCCAAGGAGCUCAGUGCCGACUUGAAGUCACUCUUCCAAUCGAUCAGUGAAACGCAGAAAAAGGCAAUCAAGACCGAGAAUGAAAUCACUGCCAUGUCUGAGAACAUCCAGAAGCUCGACAAGGCCAAGAAGAACUUAGUACUCCUGAUGACCGUGUUGAAGCGUCUCCAGAUGUUGAUUUCUGCCAUAGAAACACUCACGGAUACCGUUUCUUCGUCGUCAUCGUCAAGAGACUACAGAGAAAUCCUUCAGUUGUUUAGCGUGGUGAAGGAACUCUCGUCGCACUUCAAGCCAUACAAGUCAAUUGACGAGAUCUCCACACUCAACGGGAUUAUCAACAGAACACAGGCCAAGCUCAUUGACGAUAUCUUUUCAGACUAUGAGGACGUAAUCCUGGGUGCUACUGCAUCUUUGCCUAACGAUACCAUCCAGUACGCUGGGGAGAUCUUGGAAUUGAUCAACCCGUCGAACAAGACCAAAAUAAUCGAUUUGUUUUGUAAACGACAAUUGCAUGAGAUUCAGGGUAUCUUUAAGUCUUCGGACGAAGCUGGCUCAUUGGAGAAUGUUAACCGUAGAUAUCUCUUCUAUAAGAAAAUCUUGACUAAUGUGCAAGACAACUUCUUGACCACUUUCCCCAAAUCUUGGGCCAUAGAAUUGGAGAUCACCAAAAAGUUCUGUGAGUUUACGAGAGACGAUCUUAAACUGGUAUUAAAUUAUUAUAGAACCAAUAAUAAGAAGUCUUCUCCAGAUACCUUGCUCAAUGCAUUGACUUCAACCUUGGAGUUUGAAAGGUACUUGAAUUCUGAGUUGUCCACCGACAUCUUCGAACAAUUCAUCCUGCGAAGCUUCGAGCCAUACCUUUCUGUUUGGGUUUCGCAGCAAGAUUCUAAUUUGGAUAUGAAAUUUUUGGAAUACUUGUCGGCUUCCAAGAUUCCUGAGGAAUUCCAGCAGCUGCCACUGCUGCUGCUGCCACAGACAGUUGAUGAGUUUAUGCAUAUAAUUGCAACGAACAAUGUGCCAAAUAUUGCGACUAGCUCUGCAGAACUCUUCAGAACAUAUAGGGGUAUCUUAUCUCAGGCCACGAAAUUGCUGUCGGGUCCCAUUUUGCUUGACUUAUCGCAGUUAUUCAUCAAGUAUCUCAAACAAUAUGCAUCCAGGGUCCUUCAGCCUUGCUUACCUACAUCUGAAGCAGACGUGGUCAACGCUGGCGUGGAUUCUAUUAAGUACCUCACCAUGGUAUUGAAUACAGCCGAUUACUGCUCUAAUACCGCUACUCAGCUUGAAGAAAAGAUCCAGGCUACGAUUGAUGAGGAUUUGAAAGAUUCCAUAAAUUUCGAUGAAGCAAGAGAGUGUUUCAUAGAGUUGAUAACAAGGGCCAUCACUUUACUACUCACCAAAAUCUCGAAAGAAUUGGAGUUCUGUUGGAGACAAUUCAGUAAUAUCAACUGGAAGGGAAUGGACCAGGUUGGUGACAUUUCAAGAUAUGUGGUUGAUCUUGAAAAAAUUCUUGUGCAUGAUAACAUUAAACUCAUUCUUCCGUUAGUUGUGAGAGAAGGGUAUAUCCGAAACUUCUGCAACAAAGUUGUAGAGUUGAUAGUUAACUGCUUUAUGAAUCAAUGGAAGAACAUCAAGAGUGGCAUUCUGACGUUCAACGCAGAGCAGCUUCUUUUGGACUUGGAAACUAUCAAGCAACUUUUAUUAAAGCUCCCAAUGUACGCAGAUACUGAAGCCACCAUAAGCAACAAAAUCGGUGCGGUUCCUGCAAGCUAUGGAAAGUAUGUCAAUUCUCAAACUCAUAAGGCAGAAACAUUAUUGAAAUUAUUAUUGGGGACUACCAAACCAAUUGAUGAUUUUGUACUCAACUAUAUUAAUUUAAUUGGAGACAAGAGUAAAUUCAACUUCGGGAAAGUUCUUGAAUUGAAAGGAAUUGCUUCGAACAGCUUAGAAUAUCUGCAAUUUAUUGACAAUUUCCAACUUCAAAUUAAUACAGGAGUAAUGAAGGAAGAAUUGGUCGAUUCUAGUCCAAUAUUGGCUCAUUUAUUGAAUGAGAUGGAGGAACAGAGUGCUACUACCAUCCAAUUUAAUAACAACAGCAGUAAUAUAAGAAAACCAGUUCCAGUCGGACCUAAGAUCAUGACUGCUAAGUCUCCCAUUCUUGGGGGUAGCUUCUCUCCCAGUGUUCCGACUUCGAUUCAGAAUAACUUGAAGAUCAACAACAUAGAAAAGAGUUUCAGAGAAUUGGCAUUAAAUGGGGAGAAUAAAGUUAGUAAGAUCAACGAGAACUUCAAGAACUUUGGUAAAUUAUUUAGAAAAAACGACGAAUAG